AGGUUGGGAACUUUUCAGUCUCUUUUUAAAAACUUGCAACAAACUGUCUGCAAUUCAAGCAAGACCAGGAAGUGCAGGGGACAGUGUUCCUUCUUAUUACUGUAAGCAUUAUUACCAGCAACAUAAUGGCACUAAAGCUCCUAUACGCUGCUCUGCAAAUAAUAAAUUCAUCCUACAGGCUUACACUUAUCGCAGCCAGCAGGCAUAGGAAAGAUUGAAUUGGUUGGUUUUUUUUGUUCUGUAUGAAUAGAUUACUGAAAAUGAGUGACGAGAAGUGAAUCAAGCCUGGUGCUGAAAGAACUGAUUGGAUCCCAUCUAAUCCUUUCAUUCGUAACAUAUCUUAAUCAUCGUCGUCGUCGUCACCGGCUCUGCCUCCAAUCUCGGCCCCCUUUAAAGUUGAAAGAAAAAUGAUGGAAGACUCUCAUUUCAACUCAUCGUACUUCUGGUCCGCUGUCCCCACGGUGCCCGCACAGCUGGAGAAUGCCAUGUUUCUGAACAAGGUGAAGGAGCACCAGGAGAAGAACGCCUCGUUCCCUCCGCCUUCAGCCUCCCACUACCAGACGACUCUCCUCACCAUCCCAACUCCCGGAGGCAAGGCAGACGGAGGCGGGCAGGCCGGCGGCGCGCCACACCUCCACCCCCCUCACAGCACCCAGAACAUCACAGUGUUGCCCGUCCCCUCCGCGGGCAUCAUGACAGCAGCUGGACUGGUGAUCACGACACCUCAGGGAACGCUGGUCUCUCCCACGUCCUCUCAGUCGUUUGUCUCCGGUCAUCCAGCGACCACCAUGAUCGUUUCAGCGCUUCAUUCUACAGACAAGAAAGAAGGAGACGGGACGUCCCACGUAGUCGUGAUGCCGUCACCCUCCAAACGAGGGAGAAAGAAGAAGGCGACCAUGUCUAGAGUGACCACUCUGGGUGGGCCAGGAAACGACACACUAAUACUGACACACCUGACACCUGCUGGACAGGUGUCUUCUUUGCAGCAUCACACCGGAGAUCCAUACGAGCUGUCUAAUGAGGACGAAGGGCACGGCCAUAAGGACGCCACAAAGACAUACAGGUGCCGGAUGUGUGCGGCGACCUUCUUCAGUAAGUCUGACAUGCAGAUCCACUCCAAGUCGCACACAGAGGCCAAACCUCACAAGUGUCCUCACUGCGCCAAGUCUUUCGCCAACUCGAGCUACCUGGCCCAGCACAUCCGCAUCCACAGCGGGGCCAAGCCUUACACCUGCUCCUACUGUCAGAAAUCUUUCAGGCAGCUCAGUCACUUACAGCAGCACUCACGUAACCACACGGAGUCCAAACCCCACAAGUGUCCCCACUGUACGAAGUCCUUCGCCAACUCCAGCUACCUGGCUCAGCACGUCCGCAUCCACACCGGAGUGAAACCUUACUCCUGCUCGUACUGCGACAAGUGCUUCAGACAGCUCAGUCACCUCCAGCAGCACAGCAGAAUUCACACCGGGGAUCGGCCGUACAAAUGCAUCCAUCCAGGCUGUGAGAAAUCCUUCACACAACUAUCAAAUUUACAGUCCCACCGGCGUCAGCACAACAAAGACAAGCCGUACAAAUGCCCCAACUGCAAUAAAGGAUACAUAGACGCAGCAAGCCUGGAGGUGCACAUGUCCACACACACUGUCAAACACGCCAAGAUCUACUCGUGUGGUCUCUGCAACCGCUCUUAUACAUCAGUAAGACAAAUGUCCAUUUCUGAAGAGCAUUUCUACAUGAAACACUAUGAAACGCCGCACUGGCAUCAGACGCCUGGCAGCUACUUUACACCGUGUAGUCAUGUGUCCACUGUUUCCCCUUUACCUAUCCCCCCCUCAUCUCAGGAGACGUAUCUGGUGAAACACAUGGAGAAACACAACCCAGACCAGUUGAACGCCCCCGCAGGCUCUGGGGCACAGUCGUCGCAACAGAGGCAAAGCCAGGGCCAGGCUGGAGCUCAGAGCCGGGGGGAGAGCACAGACGGAGGGUCGCGCCGAGCCGCGGGGAGCUCGGCGGCAGGCGGAGGUCAGCAAGGACAAAGCCAGAGCAGCUACCCCCAGACAGACGCCAUGCCCUGUCCGUUUGACCUGCACCAGUAUAAAACGGUGUCGGCUGGCGACAUCCAGUACAAACCAGUCAGCGUGGCGGACCUCAUUUCCCACAAAGACCUCUGUCUCACUGUGUCGGCGUCCACAAUCCAAGUGGAACACCUCAACUCUUAGAGGCGAACGAAGGAAGCCGCCGGUCGGGAGGUACUUGAAUCAAGAGUAAAGUCAAUCCGAGGACGGAGAGUCAAAGGAUUAAAGCAAUACUAGGAUAAAUAUAGAAGCUCUGCAACACGUGACUGUGCUCGAACGCUGAGUCCAGGCAGACAGGACAACAUAUUUGCUAACAUGUUAUAAUGAAGACUGUUUUAUUUUCUUCUUUUUUUUUUUUUUUUUUUAAAUUGGUUUUCGUUUCUGCCAUGUUUUCUCUGUUUCCCCUUUCUGCUUAGUUUUUUUUUCUGUCUUGAGUGGAAACUGCAUUUAAAGACUAAGUGUGUUUCAAUCCAUCACAGUGAUGGUUUUAGGAUGGGAUCUGUCCAAGAUAACUUGUUUCUUUUUAUUGUUACCACAAAAAAAAAAAAAAAAAAAAAAAAAAACAUCUUCCAACCAGACACAGGUUUGACCACAGCAGCCAUGAAAGUAGGCAGUUAACUGUGAAGGUAAUUUUUUAUACUUUCAUACAGCGUUUCAGUUUUUACAUCACUGUUAUUGCCUCUGCUGUCGGUAUAGCAUACGUGCUUUUGAUCUUUUAAACCUAAGAAAGGGAUCUAAACGGUGAAUUCCUUUUCAGGAAAAAAACAAAAAAAAACAAUCAAGUAUGUAAAGAUAUAUACUACCACUUUAUUAAGUAUGAUUGAAUAUCUAAUGAGUUAAAAGAUAAAUUUAUUUACAAGUUCACAUGACCUUUUGAAGAAAUAAAGCACUUCAGCUGUCAUGUAAUCAAGUGUACUACUUUGUGUGUAUGUCUGUAAGGUAAUGUUAUCCAAAUGUGCUCUUGCUAUAAUACUUCCACAUUAACAAUGUUUAUAAUGCUUCUUUACAGAAACAUUAACUCAUUUAAAGUUUGUGCAGCUCUUCUUUAUGCUUAAAGUACAAUAAAGAAUAUAAAAAUA
Fundulus heteroclitus (mummichog) is the source of this 3151-nucleotide messenger RNA. It is a transcript of the gene znf384b, whose product is annotated as zinc finger protein 384 b. The record is from RefSeq and is a predicted model, not a curated record. Gene Ontology annotation, cellular component: nucleus. The coding region runs from base 408 to 2216 and encodes 602 amino acids. NCBI's taxonomy places the organism in Eukaryota, Metazoa, Chordata, Actinopteri, Cyprinodontiformes, Fundulidae. Gene Ontology annotation, molecular function: DNA-binding transcription factor activity, RNA polymerase II-specific; RNA polymerase II cis-regulatory region sequence-specific DNA binding. Gene Ontology annotation, biological process: central nervous system development; regulation of transcription by RNA polymerase II. The transcript is spliced from 10 exons.